Toxotes jaculatrix (banded archerfish) is the source of this 6574-nucleotide messenger RNA. Its product is annotated as sphingosine-1-phosphate phosphatase 1-like. Lineage: Eukaryota; Metazoa; Chordata; Actinopteri; Toxotidae. The transcript is spliced from 3 exons. Gene Ontology annotation, cellular component: endoplasmic reticulum membrane. The record is from RefSeq and is a predicted model, not a curated record. Gene Ontology annotation, biological process: phospholipid dephosphorylation; sphingosine metabolic process. Gene Ontology annotation, molecular function: sphingosine-1-phosphate phosphatase activity. Bases 334 to 1902 code for a protein of 522 amino acids.
UCCACGGUUCUGUCACUAACAGAGGAGCACUGAGAUAGCGGGACACCGAACGCGUCUGGACCGUGUGGAAGAAGAAUCGUCCAGUUCGGUUUGUCCGUUACCGUCCAGCUGAAAACGGUACCUCCUCUCUUAUUGAAUAAUACCGCUCGCUAUUCUAAGAACUUGUUGUAGUUUAAAAGCGAUCCGGGAUUCACUUCUGAGCGUCACUCUGCCAUGAUGCACGGGUUAGCCAGCUAACGUUAGCCGGAAAACUAGCAUCCGCUGUUUGGGGGAAAGUCGCGGAGUCCGAGCUCCUUUUCUGGGCUGUGUGCGGGUGAUUAAACCGGGUUAAACAUGGGGGAAAGUGGCUGGUUCGUGGAGCCGUUCCGCUAUCUCCAAGACCCCCACCUUGUCGCCCGCUUUCAGCACAUUUGUGGAGUACGCGGGACGUUUUCGAGAACAGUCUGUGCCAGUAGUACUGCCACCAACAUCAGCGGGAGCAGCAAGGAGGCGGACCGGACUCGCUCGCACAAAAACGGUGCUUGCCAUCAUCACAUCACCGGGGGAAAUGAGAGUGAAAACUUGGCCGUCAUUGGAGCCGGUGAGGGGGAGAAAACACAAAUGACAGCAGCGGGGAUUCGGAAGAGGAUUACUGAGUCAAAUGUUGCGAAAACCCACGGGGAAGAAAGUGAAACUGGCACCCAGAACGGGGCAGUGGUGUCCGCAGAGACCGCCGGGGGGGAAACGGUUGGUGUGGGAAGUAGCAGCAGCAGCAGGCGCAGCCUCGCCGGGGCUACAGCCGCGGGACCAGACGGCAGCAGCUCAGUCGGGCCGGGCUUAUCAGGGGCGACCGAGGUAGAGGAGAGCGAGAACGGCAGCGAGGCCCCGGGUCGCUCACAGAGCAGCGCGGUGAAGCCCCUCCGCAGAAACUCUCUAACGGGCGAAGCCGGACAGGAGUUCCUGAUCGAGAACCGGUUCUUGUACUACCUCUUCACUUUCGGAACCGAGCUGGGCAACGAGUUCUUCUACAUCACAUUCUUUCCCUUCAUCAUUUGGAACCUGGACGCCUUCGUGGGCAGGAGGCUGAUCAUGGUCUGGGUCUGGGUCAUGUAUCUGGGACAGUGCACCAAGGAUGUGAUCGGUUGGCCCCGGCCCGCUUCGCCGCCGGUGGUCAAAGUGGAGAUGUUUUACAACUCGGAGUACAGCAUGCCGUCCACACACGCCAUGUCGGGCACAGCCAUCCCGCUCUCCCUGUUCUUCAUGACCUACGGCCGGUGGGAGUACCCGCUCACACUGGGCUUCAGCCUGGCUCUCUGCUGGUGUCUGCUGGUCUGUGUCAGUCGGAUCUACAUGGGAAUGCACUCAGUCCUGGACGUCAUGGCCGGUGUCCUGUACAGCGUCCUGAUCCUGCUCUUCUUCCUCCCAGCCUUGGACCUGAUUGAUGGCUUCAACCUGACCUGUCGCUACGCCCCGCUCAUCAUCAUCUCCCUCCACCUGGGCCUGGGCCUCUUUUCCUUCACCCUGGACACCUGGAGCACCUCACGGGGCGACACCGCUCAGAUCCUGGGCACAGGGGCCGGCGUGGCCCUGGCCUCCCACGUCAACCACUACCUGGGCCUCUUACCUGACCCGACACCAGACCAGCUUCCGUUCACCAUGCCCCCCCUCAGCGUGGGUCUGGUGGCCAUGGCCUUGCUGCGGCUCGUCCUGGGCGUCCUGGUGCUGGUGGCCACGCGGGCGGUGAUGAAGGCCAUCACCAUCCCGCUGGUGUGCUGGGUGUCUGGGGUGCCCAGCGGGGACGUGAGGAAGGCCAGGCAGCACAUGGAGGUGGAGCUGCCCUACCGAUACAUCGUCUACGGCACGGUGGGCUUCAACGUGCUCUUCCUGGUCCCGCUGCUCUUCAGCUACACACAGCUCUCCUGACUGGGUGCUCGCUCACAACAGUGAAGUGACCCUCCAGAUGUUUCACCUAAUGCUGUUAACAGAUCGGUUUUGUUACUUCUGUUCAUCCAAAACCACUUUCCUAACCAGAGGCAGCUGGUUUGGGACGAUGAAGGUGAAUUAAAGCCUCAACACUGAUCUGGACUCGUCCUUUUUUAUCAGCUUCAUAGUUCUUCUCCUGAUGGAUGAAUCAGGGGCAGCUGAUGGCCUCUGAUUCGCCGAGAGCUGGUAAAUUUGGCGAGUGAUAUCUCGACGGCGUCAGAGCUGAACAUCCACUCCUCCUCCUCCACCAGCUUAAUUCAUCUAAAGCAAAAAACAAACUGUCGACCGUGGCCUCUGAAAGACUGCAAAUGCCACUGAUUGCUACUGAUAGAAACCUGUGUCUUAGUAUUUACAGUUUUAUUGAUGCUGUUAUUAAGAGCUCAGACAAAGAAUCAUACAGGUGAGAAGGCUGAACAUGUUCCUGCAUUUAACAGCAACAUGUCACAGCUGUGUGAACUCUGAUUUUACUAAAUGUUUUCAGCCUUUUACCAGAUGGAAAGUGUAAAGAGCUGAUGAUGAUGAGUUCGACCUCGUGUUUGGAUCAGCUGACGAUUGUUUUCAUCGUCCAUUAACCUGCUGAUUUGGUGAAAGUGAAAAAUGUCUCAUUUAAUCUGAUGAACAAUCUAAAGCUCACAGACAGAAUCAGUUAGAAAACAGAGAAAAACAUUCACACUGACGAAGCUGCAACCAGAGAAAGUUUUUUGUGUUAAAAAAAAAAAAUGCUUGAUCAAUUAUCGAAAAUCAAAAGUUUGAUGUUUGAACUUUGUGUGGUUCUUUGUCUGAAAGCUUCUUAAUAUUAAUAUUUGAUUUUCUUUCCUUUGUCUCGCCUCUUAAAGCAAUAAGACUCUAUGAUUUUAGACUUCCUUAUUCCUGUGUGGGAGUUUGUCCUAAUGCACUAAGGUUCCUCUGCGUCCUGUGUUUAGUUCUCCGUCUUUCUGUGACCUGUCUGACUAACGGAGACAGGUUUCCUCAGAAAUCGGGAAUGGAAUUGUGUUUGUUCGCACAGUGUUUUUUCUCAAAGGGCUCCGUCUGCUCUCUCCACUGUGUCUGUGCUUUUCUGCUCUGAGAUUGAUUCAUUUUCCUGCGAGCUGCCAAAGCAGCGAUAGGGCACAUAUGAUCCUGAAGGAAGGAAUGAAGCGUCGCUUUGUUUGGGAGAAGCACAGAGAGGUUUUCAGUAGUUUAUGUUUUCCUGUCAGGAUGACGGGAAUCUGUCCUCUUAGCUCAGCUUGUUUCUUUAACACUGUAAAACUUGACUUCCGGUUUGAUAACACGGGGAUGACGCUGCUCGCAGGAGGUGGGAGGCGAGACAUGUGGGUCACAGACGGUCGAGGGACAAAGUUACACAUUGCUCAUUCUGGAAAUAAUUGUUUUUCCCAGUAAAGUUAUAACCUUUACCUGACAUGACAAGUCAGCAUGAACAGAGGCAGCUCAGGUGUUCGCUGUCCAGCACCAGCUCAGCUUCCUGUGUCCAAACACAACAGGGUCAGGACUCAACUGCUCCAGCUGUUUGUAAAUCCAUCAUCUUCAGUUUAACGUCGUCGUUAAACAUCAUGUUUGUCGGUUUCAGAAACAGAAAAGCGACAGCGUCUUCAUCAGAACUGUUUGUUGGUGCAGCUCGUUUCAGUGUAGGAGUACGCACGUGACCAACAGCUGGUGCAGCUGGAUCCUGACCCGAGCAGAGUCCAGAGGUUUCAGAUGUUCUAACUACUUAUCUGCUCAUGGAGCGAUGGUGGAUUUACUGCUACGGCUGUUAUAAAGCCAAACUGUCUCCUCAGCGUCCGUGUGGACAUUGACUCCAGCCUUCUGUCCCCUGUCGUCCUCCCACACUGCAGCUCAGAGUCUCAGUGAUGAUGGACCAACCUGAACUUUUACUGGUGUUGUUUUUUUUCUGUGCCUGCUUCACUUUUUUCUUCUGAAGUGACCAGAAAGGACCAAAUCACAUUCAGAAUGAGCUUGAAGUGUAUUUUUCCUGCAGCACCAAAAUCUUUUUUAACAGCAACGUGUCCUGUUUCACUGUAAACAGAAUAUUUUCAGUUGAAUUCCAGCUGCUUCCAGCUGUUUGUACCUGACGGAUGAAACAGAUCACUGAGCGUCUGUGAGCGUGAACCUUCACCUGAAGCACGAGGGACGUUUCCACUGACGUCCAUCUGCACCGAGUCUCUGUCCUCCAUUUUAAAGACUGAACAUCUGGACAGAUGUCUGAUGGUUCAUUCACACAGGGAGAGAAACCUGCUUCCUGAGGUUGUGUGCGAAGUGCCUUGCUCCAGGGCACAUGGCGGCUGCUGCAGCGUUCAGGUGCUGCUGCCCCCUGCUGGAGGCAUCUCACCUCUGAUCUGACAGAGUCCAGAGAAAAACUUUCCCCGAGUCUUAAUUUGCCUUGUUGACGGCAGCAGGUUCAGCAGGAAGCCGUGUGUUACGAGCUCACUUGUUGUUGUUGUUGUUGUUGUUGUUGUGUACGGUACUGUCCUAAUGAGAAUGCACUGUUCCCAGAAUGCACUGUUUCCCCUCUUGAGCCGGACAGAAAGGGUGAAGUUGGUCCUAAAUGCUGAUCUGAGGUCAGAUUUGAGUCGGGAUUAAGGGAAAGUGAAUUCAGAUUAAACCAGAGUUUAGAGAAAAUGUGGGAUUUUAGCAGUUUACCUGCAGUCAGGCGAAUGUUUGUGUUUAUAUUUGGUUCGUGGCAGGUAGAGUUUUAUUUUACUCUCUGGUUUUAGAGGUUGAUUCAGUUGGUAAAAUAAUAAUAAGUAAUUAAGGAAUCAGACGUGUUUUCUUCCUGUUACAGGAGGAUGAAAGAGUUUAAGGCACAUACUUUGUUUUACAUGUUGAAGAUAAGUUUGUGUUGCACCUUUAAACAACGAGGCAAAAAUAUAUAGAAAUAUAUAAAAGAAACAAGGCAACACAAAACCACCACGAGUCGUGGUAAUGGAGCUGAAACUUAAAGCACAGUUACACAGUUAAACCUAAACUUAAACACAACUCACUCACUUUGUCAGACUCAUAAUAAAACCAGGACAUCGCAGAUGGAGCAGCUUCACCCGGAGUUCAUCCGGCUCGUUUCACACCCUGUGGCCUCGCUUUGUGCACCAACAUGUUUCUUUCUGUGUGUUUUUGUCUGAAACGGCCCAAAAAUGUUGCCACUGUUUUAUAAGAUUUCAGCGAAUAUUAAAAUAAUCCACAGGGUGAAAAGCUGAAAGUCAGAGUUCGUGUUCAGACGCUUCAGUCAGAGGAGUUUGGUUCAGAAAAAUGUGGUUUCACUGUUAAAUCUGAUUCAUGAAGAAAAAAACGUGUCGUGACGUGUGAAUCAAACCGGUGAUGAAGCAGGAGGAGGUGUAAACGUAUAAACAGGUUCACCUGUGUGUGUGUGUGUUAGACUGAGGAAAAUUGGAAAAUGUGUUGGAUUAAUGGAUUUUCUUUUAUCUGUGGUAACGUAUCUGAAGCUGAGCUGGUCCGAGGUCUCAGUGUUUGUUAUGAUCCAAACUUCUGUCUGAUUUGAUUUGAUUUAAUUUUAGUUUUUGUUGUGAUUGGUGCGAUCCUAAAACCUGUCACAGAAACGCUCGACUGUGUCGUUAUCAUCUGAAUUUUGCUGUAAAAUCCAAAUUUCGUUGAAUCAGUUGCAGAAAACAAAUUUUUAAAACUUGUCUGUGUGAUCUCAGACGUCUCCUCAGCUCAUGGACACAAUCAGGGACUUUAUCUGUAAAUUCUUAAAUUAUCAUUUUUGAAAAACUGAGCACAGGAGACGUUUUUAGCUCUGGACCCGAUCCAGACCUGGACCUGGACCCUCGGCCUCUGGUGGCCAAAUGCACAGCUGAGGCUUUUUCUCUCUUGUUGAAAUACUGGAUCUCAGAGAAAUGACUUUCUAUAUAAAAUUAGUGACGUGACCAAGUGAGCAGCGGUUGAGCUGUGUCGCCGUCGCUGCGUUAGCCUGACUCUGCUGACUCAUGCUUCAGUGCCUUUACUGUUCAGGAAGAUGAAGCCGUUUAUCUUUCCUGUGAAAACUCUGACACUUGGUUUCUCUUCACUCUCCUCUGUCGUGUUUCCUUUUGCACUUUGUAGCUGCAUAAAUGUUUUAUUCAUAAUUAUCGUUUCCCAAACUGCUGCUUGCCUUCACGUAAAUUAGCAACAAGUGAGUCACUGUAGAUAAAAACCCGAGUCGUUUUUAUGUCCGUGUGUCUUUGGACAUAUUUACAUUCACUGUUUGCAUGACAAAGGAAGAGUGGAAAUGAGUUUUGUGUGUUCAUCUGUUUGGUUUGAGAAGAAAAAUGUUCACAUUUCAAAGGGUUUAAUUCCAGAAUGGCUCAGAUGCAUGUCAGAGAAAAGAGUUCUCAGCUGAUUUUCUGUUUUAAACGUUUGUGUGUCUUUGAGUUUGCGUCGUCUGCGGCUCUCAGAAAUCCUGUCGUUUUACUUUGGAAUUAAACUCCUCGUGUUUCUGUUUGCAUCAGUUGUUCAGUCGUGUCCUGAUCUGACUGACGUGAACAUCAGAGAACCUUUUAUGCAGUUUCACAGUGUUUUUUCUAUCUGCAGAUUUUAUUGUUAAAUUUGAUCUGAUUCUAAACGAGGCUGUUUCUGUCUGACUGUGUGAAAUUAACUGCAAUAAAAAUGAUGAUAAAAUAAAGUA